Messenger RNA from Nestor notabilis (Kea), 261 nucleotides. Its product is annotated as polyamine-modulated factor 1-like. The record is from RefSeq and is a predicted model, not a curated record. The transcript is spliced from 2 exons. The annotation marks the transcript as partial. NCBI's taxonomy places the organism in Eukaryota, Metazoa, Chordata, Aves, Psittaciformes, Psittacidae.
UUUGUGCGCAGGCGCCCCAGCGGGGUCCCGGAGGAGGACGCGCGCAGUGCCCUGGUGCCCUAUCUCCUCAAGCACCGCUCCUUCCUGCUCAGAGCCCUGAACGACAAGGAGGAGGAGAACAAGAAGGUGGCGGAGUCGGUGCUUGCGGGAAGGGGCAGGAUCUCGGAGCUGCAGCAGCAGAUCCAGGCUCACAAACGGGCCUGGGAGGCACUUAGUAAAGAGCAACAAGAGCUCGUCCUGACCUUCCGGGAGCCCCAGUGA